CAGUACAGCUUGCAACGCAAACAUGAAGCCGUACGCUAUUAUCGUUGGAUGUACGGUGGCUGCGGCCCAGCAAGUCUACGCUCCGGCCAAUGGAACUACUUCACAGCCUGGAUGCUCAGCAAACAACAGCUACGCGACUGCCCAGCCUUCAUACUUCUUCCAGCCAUUCAGCUUCACGCAAACCGAAACUGUGCGCACUGCAACUUCUCGCCCGGCUCCCACUGUCACAAAGACACACGCAGCACCAUAUGCGUCACUCAGCAAACUUGUGCCCAAUCUCACAACCACGCAAUGGGGCAAUUGGUAUCCGUCGGCCAACGCUACGGCUACAGAUGUUGGUAACCCGUACGGGAAUGCAUCCUGGAGUGCUCUCUGGAACACCGUGCCAUGGGUCAACUUUACGCGGGGAAUAUAUUCAACGACCGUUUCGCCCAAGCCUGUGCCGACUAGCGAGCUGAUUCUGCCUCCCCCUGAAGUUUUCAGCGCCCAAACCUGCUACAAGUUUCCAGUUGACUUUAUGCUCGGUGUAGCAGCUUCCGCAACCCAGAUUGAAGGUGCAGUUGCAGACGAGGGUCGAUGCCCAGUUCAUACAGAUGUCACCACUCUACUUUCACCUGGACGUGCCGAUAACUUCAUCGCCAAUGAGAACUAUUAUCUCUAUAAGCAGGACAUAGAGCGUAUUGCAUCUAUGGGCGUGCAGUACUAUCGAUUUUCGAUCCCUUGGGGUCGCAUCCUUCCUUUCGUGCUCCCAGGCACUCCAGUCAAUCAGCAAGGCCUGGCUCAUUACGACGAUUUAAUCAACUUCGUUCUCGAGAAAGGCAUGCAGCCAGCAGUUGUUCUCCACCACACAGAUACUCCUCUGCAGUUUUAUGGUGGCAAUAUCUCCAACAUUAAUAUCAAGCCUGGUACAGGAGGAAUCGGCUACAUUGAUGCCGGCUUCCAGCGCUCUUAUCAGAACGUAUCAUUCGAAGACGCCUUCGUUCACUAUGGCAAAAUCGUCAUGACCCAUUUCGCCGACCGUGUGCCAAUCUGGUGGACUUUCAACGAACCUCUGUUAGGUGCACGUAAUGGCAAGUCCAUCGACGCGGUUAUCAAGGCGCAUGCGAGAUUAUAUCACUUUUACCGCAACGAGAUCAAGGGCACCGGAAAGGUCUCGCUCACUUUCAACGACAAUUUUGGUGUGCCUAAAAACCCCAAUAAUCAAUCAGACGUGGACGCGGCGAAUCACUUCAAUUCCUUUCAGCUAGCAACCUUCGCCAAUCCCAUCUUCCUCGGUCAAGACUACCCGGAAUCGUAUACUUCAACAAUCGCUGACCACGUUCCGUUGUCCAAAGAAGAUCUGGAGUACAUCAACGGUACAGCAGACUUCUUCUCCAUUCAGCCAUACACAGCGACUGUUAGUACAGAGACCACCACAGGCUGGAAUAUAGGCUACCGCAGCCAGUCUUACGUAUACCUGACACCCGCAUAUUUCCGAACAUACUUGAAUUACCUAUAUAACACGUUCAGAGCCCCUGUUGCCGUGACUGAAUUCGGCUUUCCAGUCUUCGGAGAGGCGCUGAAAACACAAAAGGAUCAAGAGUUUGAUAGCCCACGCUCGCUUUACUACCAGUCAUAUCUCAAUGAAGGCUUGAAGGCGAUUUGGGAGGACGGUGUAGAGUUCAUUGGUGCCUUUGCUUGGUCAUGGGCGGACAAUUGGGAGUUUGGCGAUUACGACCAGCAAUUCGGCAUCCAGACGGUGAACCGUACAACUCAAGAGAGGCGAUACAAGAAGAGCUUCUUUGACUUUGUUGACUUCAUUGAGAGUCGGAGACAGGUGUCGUAAGCAAACACAAGGCGAUGUUCGUAUCUGAGAGGGCCAAUGUCUAUCUUCGAAGGGAGUUACGAGUAAAUUCUACAAGCUUGAGAAUUGUUGUCC
Molecule: messenger RNA, 1918 nt
Organism: Parastagonospora nodorum SN15
Lineage: Eukaryota; Fungi; Ascomycota; Dothideomycetes; Pleosporales; Phaeosphaeriaceae
Exons: 2
Coding region: 23-1825 (600 amino acids)
Biological process (GO): carbohydrate metabolic process
Molecular function (GO): beta-glucosidase activity
Source: RefSeq, a predicted model, not a curated record